Molecule: messenger RNA, 5062 nt
Organism: Homo sapiens (human)
Lineage: Eukaryota; Metazoa; Chordata; Mammalia; Primates; Hominidae
Gene: PDXDC1
Product: pyridoxal dependent decarboxylase domain containing 1
Exons: 23
Coding region: 610-3003 (797 amino acids)
Molecular function (GO): pyridoxal phosphate binding; carbon-carbon lyase activity
Source: RefSeq, a predicted model, not a curated record
ACGGAAUCCCAGAGGGCUCCGCCCAGCGCUACGGGGCCCCGCCCCGCCGCCUCUCAACCAUCAGGUUCGGCAGCCCGCGGCGCCGCCUGGCAGCUCCUCCUCUUCUCCGCCCCGCCGGCCGCGGGCGCGGGGGACGUCAGCGCUGCCAGCGUGGAAGGAGCUGCGGGGCGCGGGAGGAGGAAGUAGAGCCCGGGACCGCCAGGCCACCACCGGCCGCCUCAGCCAUGGACGCGUCCCUGGAGAAGGUCCGUGCCGGGAGGGGGCGAUGGGGACGGUGCUGCGGCCCGGGGCUCCCGCUUCCGAGGCAACUGUUUCCCAGUCGCGAGCUGCCAUUGUGACCCGGACAGGGGGACGCGGGCUGACAGGCCCUGCCUGAGGAGGCCUCGCCGGGAGGGCGGCUGGGGCCCGGGCGCGUCACGGGGCCGGGUGUCUCUUGGGUCCCCGUGGGCCGAAGAGGCUGGGCGGGGUUCGGUGGGGGCCGCGACGGGCCCGGAGCCCAGGACUGGGACCGCGGGGCCGACCUUGGGCCCUGCCGAGGUUCCGCGAGUGGCCGGCCUGAGCUCGGCUGGCCCUUUCGGAGGACCGGGAGCUCUCCGUUGGCGGCCCCAGAUGCUCCCGGAAAGAAGCCGCAGUUAUUUCAGAGCCAGCUGCAAACCUAUAGCAGACCCCACGUUAGCUGAAAUGGGAAAAAACUUGAAGGAGGCAGUGAAGAUGCUGGAGGACAGUCAGAGAAGAACAGAAGAGGAAAAUGGAAAGAAGCUCAUAUCCGGAGAUAUUCCAGGCCCACUCCAGGGCAGUGGGCAAGAUAUGGUGAGCAUCCUCCAGUUAGUUCAGAAUCUCAUGCAUGGAGAUGAAGAUGAGGAGCCCCAGAGCCCCAGAAUCCAAAAUAUUGGAGAACAAGGUCAUAUGGCUUUGUUGGGACAUAGUCUGGGAGCUUAUAUUUCAACUCUGGACAAAGAGAAGCUGAGAAAACUUACAACUAGGAUACUUUCAGAUACCACCUUAUGGCUAUGCAGAAUUUUCAGAUAUGAAAAUGGGUGUGCUUAUUUCCACGAAGAGGAAAGAGAAGGACUUGCAAAGAUAUGUAGGCUUGCCAUUCAUUCUCGAUAUGAAGACUUCGUAGUGGAUGGCUUCAAUGUGUUAUAUAACAAGAAGCCUGUCAUAUAUCUUAGUGCUGCUGCUAGACCUGGCCUGGGCCAAUACCUUUGUAAUCAGCUCGGCUUGCCCUUCCCCUGCUUGUGCCGUGUACCCUGUAACACUGUGUUUGGAUCCCAGCAUCAGAUGGAUGUUGCCUUCCUGGAGAAACUGAUUAAAGAUGAUAUAGAGCGAGGAAGACUGCCCCUGUUGCUUGUCGCAAAUGCAGGAACGGCAGCAGUAGGACACACAGACAAGAUUGGGAGAUUGAAAGAACUCUGUGAGCAGUAUGGCAUAUGGCUUCAUGUGGAGGGUGUGAAUCUGGCAACAUUGGCUCUGGGUUAUGUCUCCUCAUCAGUGCUGGCUGCAGCCAAAUGUGAUAGCAUGACGAUGACUCCUGGCCCGUGGCUGGGUUUGCCAGCUGUUCCUGCGGUGACACUGUAUAAACACGAUGACCCUGCCUUGACUUUAGUUGCUGGUCUUACAUCAAAUAAGCCCACAGACAAACUCCGUGCCCUGCCUCUGUGGUUAUCUUUACAAUACUUGGGACUUGAUGGGUUUGUGGAGAGGAUCAAGCAUGCCUGUCAACUGAGUCAACGGUUGCAGGAAAGUUUGAAGAAAGUGAAUUACAUCAAAAUCUUGGUGGAAGAUGAGCUCAGCUCCCCAGUGGUGGUGUUCAGAUUUUUCCAGGAAUUACCAGGCUCAGAUCCGGUGUUUAAAGCCGUCCCAGUGCCCAACAUGACACCUUCAGGAGUCGGCCGGGAGAGGCACUCGUGUGACGCGCUGAAUCGCUGGCUGGGAGAACAGCUGAAGCAGCUGGUGCCUGCAAGCGGCCUCACAGUCAUGGAUCUGGAAGCUGAGGGCACGUGUUUGCGGUUCAGCCCUUUGAUGACCGCAGCAGUUUUAGGAACUCGGGGAGAGGAUGUGGAUCAGCUCGUAGCCUGCAUAGAAAGCAAACUGCCAGUGCUGUGCUGUACGCUCCAGUUGCGUGAAGAGUUCAAGCAGGAAGUGGAAGCAACAGCAGGUCUCCUAUAUGUUGAUGACCCUAACUGGUCUGGAAUAGGGGUUGUCAGGUAUGAACAUGCUAAUGAUGAUAAGAGCAGUUUGAAAUCAGAUCCCGAAGGGGAAAACAUCCAUGCUGGACUCCUGAAGAAGUUAAAUGAACUGGAAUCUGACCUAACCUUUAAAAUAGGCCCUGAGUAUAAGAGCAUGAAGAGCUGCCUUUAUGUCGGCAUGGCGAGCGACAACGUCGAUGCUGCUGAGCUCGUGGAGACCAUUGCGGCCACAGCCCGGGAGAUAGAGGAGAACUCGAGGCUUCUGGAAAACAUGACAGAAGUGGUUCGGAAAGGCAUUCAGGAAGCUCAAGUGGAGCUGCAGAAGGCAAGUGAAGAACGGCUUCUGGAAGAGGGGGUGUUGCGGCAGAUCCCUGUAGUGGGCUCCGUGCUGAAUUGGUUUUCUCCGGUCCAGGCUUUACAGAAGGGAAGAACUUUUAACUUGACAGCAGGCUCUCUGGAGUCCACAGAACCCAUAUAUGUCUACAAAGCACAAGGUGCAGGAGUCACGCUGCCUCCAACGCCCUCGGGCAGUCGCACCAAGCAGAGGCUUCCAGGCCAGAAGCCUUUUAAAAGGUCCCUGCGAGGUUCAGAUGCUUUGAGUGAGACCAGCUCAGUCAGUCAUAUUGAAGACUUAGAAAAGGUGGAGCGCCUAUCCAGUGGGCCGGAGCAGAUCACCCUCGAGGCCAGCAGCACUGAGGGACACCCAGGGGCUCCCAGCCCUCAGCACACCGACCAGACCGAGGCCUUCCAGAAAGGGGUCCCACACCCAGAAGAUGACCACUCACAGGUAGAAGGACCGGAGAGCUUAAGAUGAGACUCAUUGUGUGGUUUGAGACUGUACUGAGUAUUGUUUCAGGGAAGAUGAAGUUCUAUUGGAAAUGUGAACUGUGCCACAUACUAAUAUAAAUUACUGUUGUUUGUGCUUCACUGGGAUUUUGGCACAAAUAUGUGCCUGAAAGGUAGGCUUUCUAGGAGGGGAGUCAGCUUGUCUAACUUCAUGUACAUGUAGAACCACAUGUUUGCUGUCCUACUACGACUUUUCCCUAAGUUACCAUAAACACAUUUUAUUCACAAAAAACACUUCGAAUUUCAAGUGUCUACCAGUAGCACCCUUGCUCUUUCUAAACAUAAGCCUAAGUAUAUGAGGUUGCCCGUGGCAACUUUUUGGUAAAACAGCUUUUCAUUAGCACUCUCCAGGUUCUCUGCAACACUUCACAGAGGCGAGACUGGCUGUAUCCUUUGCUGUCGGUCUUUAGUACGAUCAAGUUGCAAUAUACAGUGGGACUGCUAGACUUGAAGGAGAGCAGUGAUUGUGGGAUUGUAAAUAAGAGCAUCAGAAGCCCUCCCCAGCUACUGCUCUUCGUGGAGACUUAGUAAGGACUGUGUCUACUUGAGCUGUGGCAAGGCUGCUGUCUGGGACUGUCCUCUGCCACAAGGCCAUUUCUCCCAUUAUAUACCGUUUGUAAAGAGAAACUGUAAAGUCUCCUCCUGACCAUAUAUUUUUAAAUACUGGCAAAGCUUUUAAAAUUGGCACACAAGUACAGACUGUGCUCAUUUCUGUUUAGUAUCUGAAAACCUGAUAGAUGCUACCCUUAAGAGCUUGCUCUUCCGUGUGCUACGUAGCACCCACCUGGUUAAAAUCUGAAAACAAGUACCCCUUUGACCUGUCUCCCACUGAAGCUUCUACUGCCCUGGCAGCUCGCCUGGGCCCAACUCAGAAACAGGAGCCAGCAGAGCACUCUCUCACGCUGAUCCAGCCGGGCACCCUGCUUAAGUCAGUAGAAGCUCGCUGGCACUGCCCGUUCCUACUUUUCCGAAGUACUGCGUCACUUUGUCGUAAGUAAUGGCCCCUGUGCCUUCUUAAUCCAGCAGUCAAGCUUUUGGGAGACCUGAAAAUGGGAAAAUUCACACUGGGUUUCUGGACUGUAGUAUUGGAAGCCUUAGUUAUAGUAUAUUAAGCCUAUAAUUAUACUCUGAUUUGAUGGGAUUUUUGACAUUUACACUUGUCAAAAUGCAGGGGGUUUUUUUUGGUGCAGAUGAUUAAACAGUCUUCCCUAUUUGGUGCAAUGAAGUAUAGCAGAUAAAAUGGGGGAGGGGUAAAUUAUCACCUUCAAGAAAAUUACAUGUUUUUAUAUAUAUUUGGAAUUGUUAAAUUGGUUUUGCUGAAACAUUUCACCCUUGAGAUAUUAUUUGAAUGUUGGUUUCAAUAAAGGUUCUUGAAAUUGUUACCAGUGAAUUCAGUUUAUAAAUCUUAUUACAAAAGACUUACCCACGUACCUGAAAUAGCUGCCGAUAGACCAGUGAGAGGUAGGUUCUCCUCUGCCCGUUAUUACCGACCAAAAAAAAAACUGGACAUCAAUUUUUUAGUAAACCAAAAAAUAAGUCUCAACAAAUGCCUUUGCCAAAAUAAGGUUUUAUUUUGAAAGUCAUUUGAUGAAAGUCAUUUGAAAGACACUGAGGAGGGAAGGAGGCCUAAGACCCAACAGAUGUAGGAUCCAGAUCUGGAUUCGUGCCAGCCCCACCAAUGGUCUGUCAGGCCAAGAAGGUGCUUUCUUUGGUAAUUCAUGUUUUUUAACUUCCUGGAGAAGAGAUCUUUUCCCACAAGCCAUCUUCAUUUUUUUUGUAGAGUAGGGCUUUAUUUCCAGAAAACAGUGUGUGAGCUGGAGAUGGGUGUUUUUUUAAAAACAUCAAGGUAGAUCUAAUAUGUUCAACAAAGUGGGGUGGCUCAGCCAGAGGCGAAGUGGAAAGAUUCUGAAAACACAAGAUGGUGGGCAUUAGAGAAGCCAACCUUACUGUCCCCUGCUGUGAUAAAGAUGUCAAAGUAUCUUUGUUCUUGGACACAAAUAUAUAUAAUAAAAUACGUUAAGAAAUGA